UGUGUAGUUGUUGUUGUUGUUAUUAUUAUGGUUUGCUGUUAUUGCUAUUUUUAAUAUUAUUAUAUUUGAUAUUAUUUUUUUCGAGACAAAAAUCAAUUUCAAACAACCUUGGGUUUACCAUUAUAGUCCGUUAUUUUAAUCUGAGAAGUUUUUGCGAAUUUUGGCUUUUUUUGCGAAACUUUGUCAAAAAUAACCAUUCGCAAAGUUUUAUUUAGGGCAAACUUUUAAAAAUCAGUGAUUUACAAACUUACCCAUUAAAACUCUGUUUUCAAAGGCCUUUAAUCGCCAUGGUUUCUCUUGUAAAAACUUUCCGAUUCAGGAUAUCGCAAAAGUUUUCUUCGCAAAAAUUUCUCGUUUCGUGAAAGUUUAUCCGCAAAAAAAUUCGCGAAAUUUUUUCCAUUAAAUCAGCUAAUUACAUCAGGGGGAGGGGAAUUCUAAAUUUGAUUUUGGAAACAGAGGGAAUUGUGGAAAAGCAAAGCGGUUAUAUUCCCGCUUGUCUACAAGAGUUGACUUUAGAUAAAGCGUUGUUUACACCAAAGAAACCACAGUUUUUUUUUAAUUGUCUUGAUUGGAUUCUCAUUCCAUACCGUUAAUUGUCCACAUCUAUUAAAAUUCUGCAUUGAAUGUUAAAGAAGGCAAGAGAUCGAUAUGUGCUUAAAGAAUUUCUCGAACAAUACUUUUUGUCGGAUAAUUAAAAAAAUUACGAUAUAAAUUCUCUCUUGAAACUUCAUGAAUUGGAUGUUGGACAGAUAUUUGUCUGUAAGACACAAGACAGACUCUAUAAACUUUCUGGACGAGCCGCAAUACACGGCAGACGAAAGUUUUGUCAACAUAGAAAUGCCUGUUCCGUGCGAAGUUGCCGAGCCCGAAGAAAAUUUUAGUUGUCAUUCUGUGGAUAUUUUAAAACCGCGAAUUAUUACCCGCUUACCGAAAGAACUUCAAAUAAAACCUGGGGAACACUUGAGACUUGUUUGUUUAACAACAGUUUUAUUUCCAACCGAAUUAAGUUGGUUCUUAAAUGGACAGCUGAUAAAAUCGACUAUUGAUGGACGAGUAACUUUUGAUAAUAAAAACAGACAAUUGUUUAUUAUAGCUAUUGAUGAGGAAUUCUCUGGCGUGAUCACAUGUAUCGCUUCAAAUAGAUUCGGUUGCGACAAAUCAAAAUGUGUCGUAAACGUUGUCAAAAAAUGUCGCGAAGUCAACAACAACGAAUAGAUUCAUGCAAUGCAUUGUGGGUAGAAAAUCAUUGAGUAGAUAAACAUGGCAGGGCUAGCUGUGAUUAAUAUGAAGGAUAUUUCGCGUCGUCCUGUUUGUUAAUCGUUUGAGUAAGCUUUAAAAAAUGGAGUAAAAUUAUGACGUACAUGCAUGGUAUUAUGGGAAAUAUUUUAACAAGAAACCCAGAAUGCAUGGAUUUUACACCAUAUUUAGUAAGAGGUCUGGAACGACAUUGCUCGUAACUAUAUAUCAUUAAACAAAAAGCCGCGCUUUUAAAUUUUCAAUGUACAUUAGUUGUGGACAAAUGGCUGUAUUUAGUGAGGAAUGUGACCCUGUUGAGGCGGACAAGAUUUAUUUUACCACAAGUGUUUCCUCAAGUCGAGACUGUCCGCUUUGCGUAGUUACUGUUCUGUAUUUUACAACUAUCAUGGAAAAACCUAAAAUAGUGAAAGCAUAUUUUUCUUACGGGAUUUCAGCAAGAAGAAAAUAAAAACUACACCAACGGAUUAAUGGUAGAUUCUACUAUAGAGGUUAAAUAAUUGAAGCCUACAGUUUCAAGAGAUUUAUAUUAUGUAAGGAAUUCAAAGAAUGUUUAUUUCAAUUAAGAAAAAAUUAUGUAUAUAAAUUAUGUAACUUAUUUAUACCUUCCAAACAGUUUUAUGUUUUUUUUACAAUUGUAAAUAUGUUUAUUUUGAAAAUAACAGACACCCGGAACCUCUUUCCUUGUAAGCA
Hydractinia symbiolongicarpus is the source of this 1947-nucleotide messenger RNA. Its product is annotated as follistatin-related protein 4-like. Lineage: Eukaryota; Metazoa; Cnidaria; Hydrozoa; Anthoathecata; Hydractiniidae. The transcript is spliced from 2 exons. Bases 730 to 1215 code for a protein of 161 amino acids. The record is from RefSeq and is a predicted model, not a curated record.